UGGUGGGUAAGUUUGUCAAGCAGUGGCUAUUGCGUAUUGGGUUUCUUUUAAUUUCUUACUGCAAAUUCUCAGUUCUUCUUCCCCAUUCCGUUUUUUCUGUUUUUUCUAAUUACAAAAAACAAAAAGAAAAAGGAAAAGGAAAAUGAAAAUGGGUAGAAUUCCCAUCUUCUUGAUGGGGCUUGCUCUGUUCUUGGGAGCCAUGGCAGAAGCAGAGUACGUGAAAUAUAAAGAUCCAAAACAGCCCUUAAAUGUUCGUAUAAAGGACUUAAUGAAGAGGAUGACACUGGAGGAAAAGAUUGGCCAAAUGACUCAGAUUGAACGUAGCGUUGCAUCAACUGAGGUCAUGGAGAAGUACCACAUUGGGAGUGUAUUGAGCGGAGGAGGUAGUGUUCCAGUUAAACAAGCUUCUGCUGAAACUUGGAUUAAAAUGGUAAAUGAGUUUCAAAAGGGUUCUUUAUCGACUAGACUUGGAAUUCCUAUGAUUUAUGGGAUUGAUGCUGUUCAUGGCCACAACAAUGUCUAUAAAGCAACAAUUUUUCCUCACAAUAUUGGUCUUGGAGCUACCAGGGACCCUGAACUUGUCAAGAGAAUUGGGGCAGCAACUGCACUUGAAGUCAGGGCAACAGGCAUUCCUUAUGUCUUUGCACCUUGUAUCGCGGUAUGCAGAGAUCCAAGAUGGGGUAGAUGCUACGAAAGCUAUAGUGAAGAUCCAAAGGUUGUUCAAUCAAUGACUGAAAUAAUACCAGGAUUACAAGGAGACAUUCCUUCUGGCUCUCCUAAGGGUGUUCCUUUUGUUGCUGACAAAACAAAAGUUGCUGCUUGUGCCAAGCACUAUGUUGGUGAUGGAGGAACAACAAAUGGGAUUAAUGAGGAUAAUACGGUCACAAGCAGACAUGGUUUGCUCAGCAUUCACAUGCCAGGCUACUACAACUCGAUCAUUAAGGGAGUGUCAACUGUCAUGGUUUCCUACUCUAGCUGGAAUGGAAUUAAGAUGCAUACUAAUGGCGAAUUAAUCACUGGCUUUCUCAAGAAAACUCUUCGAUUCAGGGGUUUUGUAAUCUCAGAUUGGCAAGGUAUUGACAGGAUUACCUCUCCACCUCACGCUAACUAUACGUAUUCCAUCCAAGCAGGAAUUAGUGCUGGAAUUGACAUGAUCAUGGUUCCGUUCAACUACACAGAAUUUAUCGACGGUCUGACGGACCAAGUGAAGAAAAACAUCAUUCCUAUGAGCCGAAUUGAUGAUGCAGUAAAGAGAAUUUUGCGAGUGAAGUUCACGAUGGGAUUAUUUGAGAACCCAUAUGCUGAUGAGAGCUUGGUGAACCAGCUUGGAAGUCAAGAACAUAGAGAACUGGCAAGGGAAGCUGUUAGGAAAUCACUUGUUCUGCUAAAGAAUGGUAAAAAUGCUAAUGAACCAUUGUUACCCCUUCCUAAGAAGAGCUCGAAAAUACUUGUCGCUGGCAGCCAUGCAGACAAUCUUGGUUAUCAGUGUGGUGGUUGGACAAUUGAGUGGCAAGGCCUUAGUGGCAACAACCACACAAGUGGUACUACAAUCCUUACAGCUAUCAAAAAUACUGUUGAUCCAAGCACAAAAAUUGUCUACAAUGAAAAUCCUGACGCAGACUUUGUCAAAUCCAACAAAUUCUCCUACGCUAUUGUUGUAGUAGGAGAACACCCAUAUGCAGAAACACAAGGUGAUAGCAUGAAUCUGACAUUAUCUAAUCCUGGUCCGAGUACUAUCCAGAAUGUUUGUGGAGCUGUCAAAUGUGUUGUAAUCGUGGUCUCUGGUCGCCCUGUCGUAAUGCAGCCAUAUGUGAACUCGAUAGAAGCUCUGGUCGCUGCUUGGCUUCCUGGAACUGAAGGCCAGGGUGUUGCUGAUGUUUUAUUUGGUGACUAUGGUUUCACAGGCAAGCUUUCGCGUACAUGGUUCAAGAGCGUUGAUCAGUUGCCUAUGAAUGUUGGAGAUAGAAAUUAUGAUCCGCUCUUCCCAUUUGGAUUCGGCCUCACUACUGAACCCGUCAACGCUUAGAUGUCUAUUUUGUAGCAAAAAUAAAUAAUUAUUUUUAUCUUAAAGAAUUAUUAAAGAAAUAACCUUUUUUUUUUAA
Jatropha curcas is the source of this 2102-nucleotide messenger RNA. RefSeq lists its product as uncharacterized. Gene Ontology annotation, biological process: glucan catabolic process. Gene Ontology annotation, molecular function: beta-glucosidase activity. NCBI's taxonomy places the organism in Eukaryota, Viridiplantae, Streptophyta, Magnoliopsida, Malpighiales, Euphorbiaceae. The record is from RefSeq and is a predicted model, not a curated record.